AUGACCGACACGCGCACCGAGACCCCCAUCGACGCGCGACGCCUCGCUGGCAUCACCGAAGGCGUCGCCGUCCGAGGCCGUCCAAAGCAAAGGCAUUCCGCCAUGGCCGCCGACGUGCUGUCACCUCGGAGCGAGCCAGCCUCUAUUACCUCGCCAAACGCAAACCGCACCUCCCUUCCUCCGCUCGUCACAUCCCCGCCGUCCAAGGCCAAGCUUGAACGGGCAAGCUCGUAUGCCAACAAGCGCCUCUCCACCUUCUCUAAUGCUUCCGCUUCGCAGUCCAUACACACGCGGUCACGACCACAAUCAACCGCGUUUCCCAUCUUCCAUUCGAGUCUUCCAUACAGCCUAGUGCGGGACUUUGCGUAUGGGCCGCUGCAUCCUCUCUUCUACGGGCCCCUCCCGGAACACCCCUCUGAUAUCUCUACACCUGCCAGUGAAGUCAGCAGGAGGCUCUCGGACCCGCCGGCAGUUGCCUGGCACGAUGACCGUGGAUGGUCUGCUGGGACUGGAUCGUGGGACACGGGAGACGGAGAGCAGCUGCCGAUGACUGCGUAUGAGGGAGGCCCGCCUUAUGAAGAGGAUGAAGAGAUAUCGAGCCCGGUGGUCACUAGUCACACGCGCCACAAGAAGCACAAGUCCAACAUUGUCAAUUUUGACCAGACCCGCGGCCGAAGGGGCUUCCCGGGAGAGCGGGGUUCUUACGCGGGGGCGAACGGCGACGGUAAUCACAUCUACUAUGUGAACGACCUUCAAGAAGCGAAUGGGCCAGGCGGAGAGUACAUCACAUACCCACCAGAGCAGUCUUCAUCGCUGGAAGUCCCAACCGGCGCAUCGCGACGAGACUCACAUUUCGCGACAACCCUGCCACAGCGUGCCUACACCGACGAGGGGCCACCGUACGACUCCGAUGAAGAGAUGUCAGAAAACGAGAACUUCCUCAAUGAUGAUAGCCGUUUCUCGCGAGAUUACCAGUUCACAAUUGUUUCGCCUGACGAGGAAAUGCACGGAAAAGCCGUAGCUCUAUUUGACUUCGAACGCGAAAACGACAAUGAGUUACCGCUUGUGGAAGGACAAAUCAUACUGGUUUCCUAUCGACACGGACAAGGCUGGCUCGUGGCGCAGGAUCCGAAGACUGGCGAGAGCGGCUUGGUACCCGAGGAGUACGUCCGGCUGCUCCGUGAUAUCGAAGGAGGCUGGAACGGACUGAUGAAUGGGACUGCAUUACAGCAAGAACCAAACAGCCUCGAAGGGCUGCUGUCUCCAGUCUCUGCUGGUCCUGAAGCCAAAACCCCCACUCAAGCCCAGCACGGGGCUUACACGCCAGUCAUCUCCACGUUCUCGACCAGCACCAAGGAUCUCGAGCCAUAUCCGAAAGAGAUGCUCGGCACACCGACUGCGGCGGACGGUAACUUCCCAAAGUCGAAGGACGGCGAGAAGAGUGAAGGGCCAAUGGAGGGUGUCGAGGCCAGCCCUGAGCCCGGCAGCCGUCCGCAGAGUCAGGGGACGAAGCCUUGA
Messenger RNA from Didymosphaeria variabile, 1518 nucleotides. It is a transcript of the gene NBP2, whose product is annotated as HOG (high osmolarity glycerol) pathway protein. Gene Ontology annotation, molecular function: protein binding. The record is from RefSeq and is a predicted model, not a curated record. The transcript has a single exon. NCBI's taxonomy places the organism in Eukaryota, Fungi, Ascomycota, Dothideomycetes, Pleosporales, Didymosphaeriaceae. The coding region runs from base 1 to 1518 and encodes 505 amino acids.